AUGUCUGACGAAGAAGAAUACUCUGGCUCCGAGGAGGAGGAAGUAGAAGAAGAAGUCCCGGAGACAAAAGGUCUUAACAUUAACAACACCGUCCAAGAUUGGUUCGAGUCACUAAUAUCUUCUUCAUUUUACAGGGGCGAGGGAGACCCAGAAUUCAUUAAGCGUCAAGACCAGAAGCGGUCUGACUUGGAUGAGCAGUUGAAGGAGUACAUUAACGAAUGGCGUAAACAACGCGCCAAGGAGGAAGAUGAACUCAAACGUCUUAAGGAGAAGCAGGCCAAGCGCAAGGUAUCUCGUGCUGAAGAAGAGAAGCGCCUCGCACAGAAGAAGAAGGAGGAAGAAGAAAGGAGAGUCCGUGAGAUUGAAGAGAAGAAACAACGUGACAUCGAAGAGAAGAGGCAGCGACUCGAAGAGGCUGAGAAGAAACGCCAGGCUAUGCUCCAGGCCAUGAAAGAUGCCAGCAAGACCGGACCCAACUUCACCAUUCAAAAGAAGAGCGACAACUUCGGCCUUAGCAACGCUCAACUCGAGCGCAACAAGACCAAGGAACAGCUGGAGGAAGAGAAGAAGAUCUCCCUCUCCAUCCGUAUCAAACCCCUCGCCAUCGAAGGUCUGUCCGUGGACAAGCUGCGACAGAAGGCCGUCGAGUUGUGGGAGUGCAUCAUCAAACUCGAGACCGAGAAAUACGAUCUCGAGGAGAGACAGAAGAGACAGGACUAUGACUUAAAAGAGCUCAAAGAAAGACAAAAGCAGCAGCUGAGGCACAAAGCUCUCAAGAAGGGUCUCGACCCUGAGGCGUUAACAGGCAAGCACCCUCCCAAAAUCCAAGUCGCGUCUAAGUAUGAGCGACGCGUGGACACACGUUCCUACGACGACAAAAAGAAACUGUUCGAGGGUGUAAGUAUCAUAACGAUAGAAAAAAACAACUUUCAUAGUUUAUACAUAGAGGUUACUAUCAUUGACCUUGAGAAACUGAACAAGGACUUCCUUGAGAAGGUGUGGCAAGAGAGGGCCGACCAGUUCGGUGGCAGGCAGAAGGCGAGACUGCCCAAGUGGUUCGGUGAGCGACCUGGUAAGAAGAAGGGCGAUCUGGACUCCCCCGAGGGUGAGGAAGACGUGAAGGCUGAGGUUGAGGAAGAAGAUGAGCCAGUGUACGAACCUGAACCCGAGGAGGAGGAGGAGGAAGUCGAGGAAGUUGAGGAGGAGGAGGAAGAAGAAGAGGAGGAAGAGGAGGAGGAGGAGGAAGAAGAAGAGGAAUAA
Danaus chrysippus (African queen) is the source of this 1260-nucleotide messenger RNA. The record is from the annotation of a GenBank genome assembly. NCBI's taxonomy places the organism in Eukaryota, Metazoa, Arthropoda, Insecta, Lepidoptera, Nymphalidae.